GAGAAACUUGGAGACCUUGAAGAGAGCAUCACAAGCCAUGGGGAGAGACUGCAAGUCCUGGCAAAUAAGACUCGUGAAUUCCGACAAGCAGGACACUUCCUGGCAGAUGAAAUAGAAGACAGAGUUAGAAUUCUAGUUCACAGAUACAAAAGCCUUAACGAGCCUCUACAAGAGUGCAGAGCAGCUCUGGAAAGCAAGAAGUUACUUGAUCAGUUUUUCCAGGACAUCGAUGAUGAGCUAACAUGGAUACAAGAAAAGAUGCCUCUGGCCUCCUCCAAGGAGUGUGGACAGUCACUGACUACUGCACAAGCAUUGCUGGAGAAACACCAGAAUUUAGAAAAU
This is a messenger RNA of Staurois parvus, 342 nucleotides long. Lineage: Eukaryota; Metazoa; Chordata; Amphibia; Anura; Ranidae. The record is from the annotation of a GenBank genome assembly.